AUGUUGCCAAUAAAUUUAUUGCACAGCUUCUAUUGGUCAAGAAUGCUUGAUGUGAUAAUGCAAAAUUAUCUUUUGUCCACUACAACGUGUAUCAUUUGGUCUGAAAAUGAAGAAUUUUCAAUCAACUGGCAGAAUAUAAAUCCACCAGCCGCUGCAAUCGUAAAUAUUCGCUUGCAUAAUUUGGAGGUAUCUUUUCCUGAAGAUAUAGUUGAUUUUGCCGCCAAACGUGAAGAGCUUCUCAAUGAUUAUGUGGUUUUGAAUCCACUGGUGGAGAAAUUGACUUUGUCAAUCGAAAAAUCGCAUUGUGAGAAUUUUAUAACCUUCCAAAUGGAUAUUCCAGUUUUCAUUGAAGCGAUUAUAAAUGCAAGUCGCUAUUCGAUUUGGCGUUCGGUAAAUAAUAAAUUCUUAUUCGUCUACAAUAAGGAUGAAUUGCUGGACGAUCACUUUCAACAUCACUUUUUUGAAGAUCAAUCAAGCAUACUUCUUAUUGAGAGAUCGAAUACCAACCCAGAAAUUUUCGAGUUGAAAACAAACAAAUUUGUUGGUCUACGUGCGGAUAACCCCAAACAAAUUUAUUCGAUUGAUCGGUUCAAUGCCUCAAGUAAUACUUUUCUGCACAGCAACGUUCUCUUUCCGGACAAGUUGGAAAACUUAGAAGGCCGCGAAGUGAUUAUGGCAGUUUUUGACUAUCGGCCAGAUGUCGUUUUGAAAUAUUACCCUGGUGCACCAUCGCGUGACAGAGCCUUUGCAGUAGACGAUGUCAAUGGUGAUGUAGAGAUCGAUGGCACAGAGGCCAGAAUACUUAAGGAAUUUUGCGUGAAACGUAAUUGUUCAGUAGAUGUUGAUACCUCUGACGCCUAUGACUGGGGCGUUGCUUAUAGGAAUAUGACUGGAGAGGCUGCUUUGGGUAUGAUUGCCAGAGGCAAAGCAGAAGUGGGUAUGAGCGCCAUGUAUACCUGGUAUGCCGAUUAUGUGGCUCUCGACAUGUCGAUGUACAUUGGACGCUCGGGAAUCACCUGUGUAGUGCCGGCACCUAAACGUUUAGCUAGUUGGUUGCUACCGAUUGAACCUUUUCAGCCUGCACUUUGGGGCUUCGUGUUCGCUUGUUUGUGCGUCGAAGUACUAGCGCUGCUCUUCAUAGAUCAUUGCAGUGCAAUAAUUAAAGCUUUAAAUGAAAAUUCGCAUUCCACAACUAAGAAUAGUUGGCUACAUAAUUUUGAAUAUGCUUUCUCGACAACAAUGCUGUUAUUUGUCUCCCAAUCGAACAAGGGCGCCAUGGUGGGUUUUACACCAAUAAGGGUGAUGCUGUUCGCCUGUUUCUUGAAUGACAUUGUUGUAACGAGCAUUUAUGGUGGUGGACUGUCUAGUAUACUAACUGUACCUAGCAUUGGACUAGCAGCCGAUUCGGUUGAGCGCCUCUAUGCCUUUCAACUCAAAUGGGGCGCAGAUUCUGAGGCAUGGGUGGCGGGCAUACGCGACGAUGAAAGUGAAAUCAUGCAGGGUCUGUUGCGCAAUUUUAAAAUUUAUACGGAGGAAGAGCUCAAAGAGCUGGCUCAAACUGAAGAAAUGGGAUUCACCAUUGAACGUUUACCUUUCGGCCAUUUCGCUGUGCAGGAACAUUUGACGAGCAGCGUUUUAGAGAAGAUGAAAAUUAUGAUAGAGGACAUUUAUUUUCAGUACACUGUCGCAUUUACCGCACGCAUGUGGCCGAUGUUGGGGCGCUUCAAUGAAAUGGUUUUCAUGUGGCAUUCUUCUGGCUUAGAUAAAUUUUGGGAGUGGCGCAUUGUUGCUGACUACUUGGAUGGUAAUAUUCAGAAGAUGCUGAUGGCUUCACUGUAUGCAAAUUUGGAUGAUAUUGGACCGGUUAAAUUGGGCAUGUCGAAUUUCGUGGGUAUGUUGUUGCUUUGGUCGCUGGGUAUAAUUUUUGCCUUUUUGGCUUUCUUGGGAGAAUUAUUAUUGGCUCAUUUGAAACGUGUGAAGAAAGUGGCUGCAAAUGAAGAAAUUGAAAUAAGGGAAAUUCAUUAAGGUAGUAGAGAGUGUGAAGGGAAGUACCAACAAACGGUUAUUUGUAGUUGUUUAAGCCUUUUAAAUGUAGUUACUUAGUAGC
Molecule: messenger RNA, 2107 nt
Organism: Anastrepha obliqua
Lineage: Eukaryota; Metazoa; Arthropoda; Insecta; Diptera; Tephritidae
Gene: Ir41a
Exons: 11
Coding region: 1-2025 (674 amino acids)
Source: RefSeq, a predicted model, not a curated record